Messenger RNA from Eruca vesicaria subsp. sativa (arugula), 1319 nucleotides. The record is from the annotation of a GenBank genome assembly. Lineage: Eukaryota; Viridiplantae; Streptophyta; Magnoliopsida; Brassicales; Brassicaceae.
UAGUUACUACUACUACUCUGUUUAAAAAUAAUGGCAUUUCAAUAUUUGAACCAAUGAAUUAUUAGUAGGUGUAACUGACAUUAGCUAAAAAAACAAUAAUUGCAUUUCAUUAAGAAGAUUACUUUCAACUUCCAACUCUUCAUCGUCGUCACUGACUCUUAACAAUAUGGAUUCAGAUUCCGAAAUCGAAUACGACUAUUAUCCGAGGUUUAGAAUCUACAAGAACGGCCGAAUCGAACGUCUCGUGACCGAAACCUUCGUCACACCUUCACUAAACCCCGAAAACGGCAUCGUUUCUAAAGACGUCACCUACUCACCGGAGAAAAACCUCUCUCUCCGUAUUUACCUCCCUCAUAGAGCCGUUGAAGAAAACAAGAAGAAGAAGCUCCCACUCCUCAUCUACUUUCACGGUGGAGGUUUCAUCAUGGGAACAGCUUUCUCUACCGUUUACAACACUUUCCUCACGUCAACGGUUUCAGCCGGAGAUUGCAUCGCCGUCUCCGUGGACUACCGUCUUGCGCCUGAGCACCCUAUCCCCACGGCGUACGAAGAUUCAUGGGACGCGGUGGAAUGGAUAUUCAGACACGUCUCCGGGUCUGGUCCGGAAGAUUGGUUGAACGAGAAAGCAGACUUCGGUAGAGUGUUUCUGGCCGGAGACAGUGCGGGAGCAAACAUCGCGCAUCACAUGGGGAUAAGAGCUGAAAAAGAGAGUUUAAGAAUCUCCGGGAUGACUUUGUUUCAUCCGUUUUUCUUGUCAAAAGUUGGGGGUGUGGGAUAUUUUGAAGGGAUUUGGGAUAUUGCGAGUCCGGACAGUGAUAAGGAAGUGGUGGAUCCGUGGAUCAAUGUUGUCGGGUCGGAUCUAUCCGGGCUGGGUUGUAAACAGGUUUUGGUGAUGGUUGCGGGGAAAGAUGUAUUGGCGAGGGAAGGUUGGGUUUACAAGGAGGAGCUGGAGAAGAGUGGAUGGGAAGGGAAGGUUGAGGUGAUGGAGACUAAAGGGGAAGGUCACGUUUUCCAUUUAAGGAAUCCUGAUUCUGAUAAGGCUCGUGUAGUUGUUCAGAGAUUUGCGGAGUUUCUUAGAGACUAGACUGCAGAAUAAAGAUGUCUCAAGCGAGUCUUAAGCAGUUGGUUACUACACAGUUGUUAUGUUUGUAAUACUUCAGUCUGUUUAAAGAGUCUAUGUGUAAUGUGUGUAGUCGAAAUCCCUAAGAUAUAGAACAUUCAGUUUUACAUUUACAUUUGUUCUUUAAGCUUGUUUAACCGAUAUGGAAUCCCUUGUACUCUCCAUUUGAAAGUAAGAUUGGUCAUUUGCGCAAAAAGAG